AUGCCCGAAUGGACCGAACUCGAUCACGCGUACCACUACGAAGGCUACUCCUGCGUAAGAGGAGAUGUAUCCUAUUAUCAGUUUGACUCCCUCAAACGCGAUGGAUUGCUUCCAGGUGUUACAUACAAUGGUUAUCUUACAUUACUAGGUCAACAUCGUCGACACGUCAACCCUGCUGAGCCCUCCCGGGGCACCCAAAAUCGUUCUUUUUUUGCAAUCCCUAAUUGCCCCAGCCUCAGUCUUAGAACCUCGCGAACUCUCAGUAGUGUCUCAGACUUAGACACUCAAUCAUGCUCUUUCUCCACUAGUGCCCUAAUUAAGGCAGGAGAUAGGACAACCUAUCCAAAACCUGACUUUACAGAUAUACCCAAAUCCAAAUGGUCCACACAUGUCAUAAGUCAUCUCCUAGAUGACAAAUUCAAGUCCGAACUAGAAUCAAUCAUCCGGGGUUUAAAGGCCAAUACGUUCCAUGCCAUCUAUGUCACUUUAUUUGGGAAAGGUCAGUAUUACUCCCUAGGAAGUCAGUUCAUCAUAAAUAAUCAAGCCGAUUUAGGUAAGAUAAUGACCCAUUUACAUAACCAAUAUGAGUUACUACAGAAUCGCUAUGACUUGAGUCCAACUAGCCGUAGUCUAGUCAAGGUAAGAGAGCUCACAGGAUAUUCAAGUAAAGUAAACGAGUUCUUUUUUGAUAGAAUGGAGACGUAUCCAUUUACUCAGCCCCACAAGUCCAGUGGAAGUAUAAUGAAUGAACAAUAUUAUCCGUACAUCGAUCUCAGCGCAUUGUCUAUAAAUAAAAUAGAAGGGCUUCAAAUCGUUGAAGAGAGCGCAUUACAUGUCAAAUUCCUGUGGGUAUCAGAGGGAAGGACGUACUUUGUAGAGUACGACAAAAUAAUGCGUCAAGGAACCAGCUCAAACAUCGAUCGUCAGAUACCAUUUUCAGAUACAGAAUUAAGUAAUGGUUUAAUAAAACGGAGUUCGCAAGGAUUCGAAAUCGUAAGCGUAGGAUUCUAUACACGUAGUGCAACAGGUGAACCAAUCUCCAAAUAUUACCAAAUAGACAAGUAUACUAGCCUAGGUGCAAUGCUUGAGUCAGUAUUUAAAGAUGUAGAAGAAACAGGUGUCAAGUACGUGUACGUCCACAAUUGGGCAGGCUUCGAUUCGCUGUUUUUACUUAAGUACCUACAAGCCCACUAUGAAUUAAAUCCGUUUACGUUUGAUGGCCAAACGCUGAGUCUCAGAGUGUAUAAAAAAGGUGCCAAAAAACUCACGCAACCCCUUUAUACGAUAAAGGACUCGCUGAAACUAUUACCGCUCUCGCAAUCCACACUCACGCACUCAUUCGCAGUGUCCACGCAAAAGGGUAUAUUUCCCCAUUACUUCGACCCGCGAGAACACACGUUGGAUGGUAGCAUCAACUAUCUGGGUUUAUUACCGUCGUACGAAUAUUACGAACCAAAACGUGUAAGUCCCUCUGCCUAUGCCGCACUUGCCCAAGAGUAUAGUUCACAACCGUGGGACUACGUGAAGGAACUCGAAAAGUAUCAGAUGGACGACUGUAAGUCGUUACAUGAGGUGCUAGACAAGUACACGACUCUCACUUACCAAACCCUAGGAAUCGAUGUUCAUCAAAAUCUAUCAAUCCCAGGCUCAACUUAUAAGCUGUGGCAAGGUCUAGAGAACCCAAAACUACAAAGCCAAGGUCAUGAUGUAUAUAAACUACCAAGAAAUGUAUCAAACAUUAUUCGAGAUAGUUACUAUGGAGGUCAUGUGGACGUUUAUAUGCCUUAUGUAGAAUCCAACGGCAAUUUCACCUGGCAUCACUAUGACGUAAACAGUUUAUACCCGUACGCAAUGCUAAACCCGUUGCCAACAGGUAAGCCCACAUAUGUAAAGUAUCCUUCAUGGGAUAACAAUUUUUUCGGAUUCAUAAACUGCACAGUAACGUGUCCGGAUACGAUUCCGUAUCCGACGUUACCGAUACGUCAAGAUCACACAGUGAUCUUUCCGUCCGGAACCUUCACUGGAACGUGGUUCAGUGAAGAGUUAAGAAAUGCCGAGGCAAAAGGUUACAAAAUCGAAGCAAGCCAUUGGGGUCUAACUUUUAACAAAACUGAGGGUCUCUUCACAACACUGAUAAAUACCUUAAAUAAAAUCAAAGUCAAUAGUAGCAGCGGUCCGACCAAGAACCUCGCUCUCCGAACAAUCAGUAAGUUAUACAUGAAUAGUUUGUAUGGAUACUUUGGUCUCCGCGAUACAAGCGACACAACAGGAUACUAUGGUGAAGGAGAAAGUGAAGAAAUCCACCUUUUAUACAAGGUUAAAAAAGUAAUCCCAUUUGAAGAUGGAAGUGAAAUGAUAACCCAUUCUCGCCUACCUAUAUUAGACUCAAUCGAACUAUUCGAUCCCGAAAGUAAACAUUUAAAAGACCUCGAGGGAGAAGAGGAGGGUUUACAAGUCAACGUAUCGAUAGCAUCCGCAAUUACUGCCUACUCCCGAGUGCUGAUAAAUGAGUACAAGUACCAAAUCCACGCACGAGGUGGAAAGGUAGCAUAUUCAGAUACGGAUUCGCUAGUAACGAAUAUCAAACUAGACUCAAGCGCAGUAUCAGGAACAGAACUAGGAAAAAUGAAACUUGAAAAUGAAAUUACUAGAGGAUAUUACCUAGCGCCUAAGCUCUAUUAUGAGUCUAUCCCCGAAGGUUCUCCGGUUAUCAAAUCACGAGGAUAUGGGAAACCUUUAACAGAGUCGGAUUAUGAAAAAAUGUAUCAAGGGGAAACGCUAAACCUAACAAAGGACAAGUGGUUCCGUCUAAGCACGGAACACCGGGUUCAAAUUAGAACUGUCACUCUCACGCUACGUAGCGUGAUGACCAAACGUGAGAAGGUGUACGAUCCGACAACAGGAGCAUGGACAAAUACCCGGCCCCUGCGUCUAGCAGAAGCAGCACCAAUUACAGAAAUGCUUGGAGUUAUAGCUCCAGAAGGAGCGCCAACUCCCCUAACCCCACCCCCGGUAACAGUAGAUAGAACCAUUAUAAAUAGAGCAGUAACUGAGGUCCUUGAAGCCGCUGAAAGACGGCAUACUGAAGCACUUGAGGCUCAACCAAUGGAGGCUAAAGACGUGCGGCAUCAAGAACAUCUUGAAGCCCAAGAAAGACGGCACUCUGAGGCUAUGGCUAAACAAGCAGCCCAAUUGCAGGCCAAUAUGGCAAAAGAAUCAGCAGCUAGAGAAGCCAAACUUGAAGAAAUGAUGGCUAAACAAGCCUCCGAUGCGGCUGCUAGAGAAGAAAAAUUGGAGGCCCAAGCAGCUGUGAUGGCUCAAGAUGCAGCCAAACUUGAAGAAAGGUUGGCUAAACAGGAGGCCCAAGCAGCUGCAAUGGCUAAAGAAGCGGCUGCUAGAGAAGCUGCGGUGGCUAAGCAAGCAGCUGCGAAGGCUAAAGAAUCUGCAGCUAGAGAAGCUGCGAUGGCAAAACAAUCAGCAGCAAGAGAGUCUAAACUUGAGGCCAAGAUGGCAAAACAAUCAGCUGCUAGAGAAGCCAAGAUGGCUAAGCAAUUAGAAAAGAUGGCUAAGCAAGUAGAAAAGAUGAAUAAGGGAGCGGCCAAGAUGGCAAAACAAUCAGCAGCAAGAGAAGCCAAACUUACUAAACAAAUAGCCCAGCAGGCUAAACAAAUAGCCCAGCAAAAUAAACAAAUAGCCCAGCAAAAUAAACAAAUCGCCCAAUUACAGUCUCAAAAUAAGGCCAUCUUAGACUUAUUACAGUCUCAGGCUCAACAAACCGCUCCAACCGUAAAAGGCCGAGGCAAAGGCAAAGGGGGUAAAAAAUGA
Entrophospora candida is the source of this 3825-nucleotide messenger RNA. NCBI's taxonomy places the organism in Eukaryota, Fungi, Glomeromycota, Glomeromycetes, Entrophosporales, Entrophosporaceae. The record is from the annotation of a GenBank genome assembly.